This is a messenger RNA of Plasmopara halstedii, 1140 nucleotides long. RefSeq lists its product as uncharacterized. The coding region runs from base 1 to 1140 and encodes 379 amino acids. The record is from RefSeq and is a predicted model, not a curated record. Gene Ontology annotation, biological process: autophagy of mitochondrion; protein localization to phagophore assembly site; nucleophagy. Gene Ontology annotation, molecular function: phosphatidylinositol-3,5-bisphosphate binding; phosphatidylinositol-3-phosphate binding; protein binding. Gene Ontology annotation, cellular component: cytosol; phagophore assembly site membrane; extrinsic component of membrane. NCBI's taxonomy places the organism in Eukaryota, Oomycota, Peronosporomycetes, Peronosporales, Peronosporaceae. The transcript has 10 exons.
AUGUCAGCUAUGAAACUUAGCCGCGAGCAACAAAACGAACUCUUGUUUGUUGGGUUUAACCAGGACAGCGGCUGCUUCGCGUGCGGCACUGACACGGGUUUCAAAAUUUUUAAUUGCGAUCCGUUCAAAGAGACAUUUCAUCGAGACUUCACCAAUGGUGGUAUUGGCAUUGUGGAGAUGCUUUUUCGCUGUAAUAUUCUAGCCAUUGUUGGUGGAGGACGCAAUCCAAGAUAUCCUACUAAUAAAGUUAUGAUCUGGGACGACCAUCAGAGCCGAAAUAUCGGAGAACUCAGCUUUCGCAGCGAAGUGAAAGCUGUCAAGCUACGACGUGAUCGUGUGGUCGUCGUGCUGCAAAACAAAAUAUACGUCUAUAACUUCUCGGACCUGAAGCUUGUAGAUCACAUCGAAACACUUGCGAAUCCGAAAGGUUUGUGCGCGUUGUGCCCGAAUCCGUCCAACACGGUUUUGGCCUGUCCUGGUGUCACGCGCGGUACUGUUCGUAUUGAGCUAUAUGAUCUACGAAAGACCACACUUAUUACAGCCCACGAAGCUGAGUUGUCACAGAUUUGUUUGAAUCUAGAUGGCACACGUCUAGCAACGGCAUCGGACAAGGGAACGCUUAUUCGUAUCUUCGACACCCAAAGUGGUCAAAUCACACAGGAAUUGCGUCGUGGAGCGGAUCGUGCCGAGAUUUACAGCAUCUGUUUUAGUCCGACUGCACCAUUGCUUGCAUGCUCAAGUGACAAGGGUACAGUGCACGUCUUCUCGCUGACUGCGGAAGGUUCUGGUCAAAGUUUCUCUUCCGAGCUUAACUCAAUGGGAAACGUUCCGUCGCACACCAUGCCGUCCCAUUUUGCAGCUGGAAGUGCUCCUCGCAACGGAGAGGAAGAUGGUACUGAGAAUUCCAAGUCCAGCUUGUCAUUCAUGCGAGGACUGCUUCCUAAAUACUUCAGCUCAGAGUGGAGUUUCGCACAGUUUCGUGUGCCCGAGACUCGAACAAUUUGCGCUUUCGGAAUGGAAAAGAAUACUAUUGUUGUCGUGGGAGCAGAUGGGUCAUUCUACAAAGCUGUAUUUGAUGCCAAUGGCGAAUGCCAAAACACGUCUUAUUCCAAAUUUAUUCAGUCCGACGAAGACGAAUAG